CGGUUCUCUCAUAACAACGUGACGUAGGUAAACAAUAAUAUGGCCGCCUGAGCAAGACCGGAAUCCUAACUAUGUAUGUAUAGCUCAAACUGACUUACCAAGCUUGUAACAUGGUACGAGUUACUUGAAUCAGGUGUUUAACAUUACAAUUAAAUCAAUUAUAUGGUGGAAAGAAAGACAAGUUCAGACGUAAGGUCUAUUUGAUUUACCGACUAAGUUGCGGAAAAGGGAAUGAUAAUGGAGAAGAAGGAUUUCCUUGGCAGAUGCCUGUUUUUAUAUUUAACUUAUGUAGUAUCAUAUGUGACCUCAGAAAAUACCUAUCUUUUCAUUUCGCCGAAUACAAUCCGACCAGGACAUAAUCUCACAAUCCAGGGAUCACUCCUAGUUGAUCCUUUAACCCCUGUGGAAGUUACAGCUACGUUAGAAAAGGGGGUUAAAAAGGACUUUGGGCCAAGAUUUCUUCCGUUUUCUCCACCAGAACCGACAACUUCGGCACAGACUCCAAUCAAACCAGAACCAGUUAGUACAACGCGGGCGACGUUGGUGGACAAGCAGGCUCGAGAUAUAAUUCUUCCGAUACCAGACAAUCUACCGGAAGGACAGUAUAUCCUUAAAAUUGUUGGCACAGGAGGACUAACAUUUGAAAACUCUACAGACCUAAGCUAUGACAGCAAGAGUCAUUCAGUGUUCAUACAGACAGACAAGGCCAUUUAUAAACCUGGUCAAACUGUACACUUCAGAAUAUUUGGUGUGACUCCUGACCUUAAAGUCAUCUUUGACAAGAUGGAUGUAGAUAUAUUUGAUCCUGUCGGAAACAAGAUUAAUCAGUAUGACGUCACAAAAAAGGAGCUAAUGGAAGGUGGAGGUAUCUUUGAAACUGAACUGCCUAUGUCAGACGCACCUGUGCUUGGCGACUGGAAAAUCAAAGUGUCUCUUGGAAAAGAGAAGACGGAAAAGACAUUCACUGUCGACGAAUAUGUGUUACCAAAGUUUGAAGUAUCUGUUGAAUUGCCACCUUACGGAAGAACUACAGACACAGACUUUGAAGGGAAAGUGACAGCAAAGUAUACUUACGGAAAACCCGUGAAAGGUACCGCAGAUGUGAGGAUCGAACUCGAGCAUCCUCGUUUCAACUGGAUAAAUGGUACAAGGGUCAAGGUCAGCAGCGAAAUUGAACUACAGUUACCGAUUGACGGGACUGCAACAUUCACAGUACCUAUGAAGAGACUCAAGAGUAUUGAGGAGUUCAUGGACAGACGGUUCUUUAAAGUUGGGGCAAACGUCACCGAAACUCUCACAGGAUCCAAACUCUCCGCAACACCAGAGAAGAUUCAGUUUUUUGACAAAGCAAUAAAACUAGAUUUUCCGGAUUCUCUACCGGACAACUAUAAACCGGGACUAAACUAUCUUGCAGUGUUGAAAGUUGCUGAACAGGACGAUUCUCCACCCAGUAUAAAGAAUGGUAAGGUGUCUGUCAACGUCACGUUCUAUAGACCGAUUGUUACCACCACUACCACCACCACUACAUCUACAACACCACCACCUCCUCCGCUGAACAGCACUGGAGGGUUAAUUUUGGAGAAGGAGAUUAUACCUGAGAUACAUAUAUCACCUAGAGGAUGGUGGUGGCCUAGGGAAACAGAAGAGAAACAGCCGGAAAUGUUCUUUCCAAUACCCAGUGAUGGUAUUAUAGAGAUUCCUCUGAAUAUACCUGCAGAUGUUACCAGAGUUGAUAUUGCGGCUGAAUAUGAUAAGAUUCGUGCGUACCAUAACAUAAAGAAAUCAAACUCGCCAAGUGACAGUUUUCUGCAGUUACGACUACUUACAGAUAACCCAAAGACAGGAGAUGUAGCAGGAAUACAAAUACGUUCAACAGACCCAGAGCAGAAAACAGCAGCUUAUCAGGUUAUUUCAAAAGGAAAUGUUGUGUUAUCUGGAACCGUUGAUCUUACACCUGGUAUUUUGAACUUCCCUGUAACAGCAGAUAUGGCACCAAAAGCCAAACUCAUGUUGUAUUAUGUUAGACCAGACGGGGAAGUUGUAGCAGACGGUCUUACCUUCAAUGUUGAAGGUAUAUUUGAAAACCAGGUGCAGAUUAACUUUGACAAACCUCAAGUACAGCCCGCCGAUAAAAUCAGGUUGACAGUCAAUGCCGAUCCGGGAUCAAAGGUCAACGUCUUGGCUGUCGACAAAAGUGUACUUCUUCUAAAAACCGGAAAUGAUGUAACAGCAGAUGAUGUGAAAAACGAAUUGCAACAGUAUGAUACAAAGGGCGGCAGACAUCCAUGUGCAGACUUUUUCUGUUGGAGAUGGCCAAUGCCUGCCCAAGGAGACGACGCGCAUGAUGUUUUCAAUGGUGCUGGACUCGCCUACAUCACAGAUGCACUGAUCUAUAACCAUGAAGAGCCGGUGUAUGUUGAUUACAUGAUGGUUGAAGAUGACAUGGUAAUGAUGGAUGCAGCACCAAUGGCAAUGAUGCUUAGUAAAUCAGUUGCGAGCAAUUCUGUUUCAAAAUCAGAAUUUGCAAAGCCUUCAAGAGUAAGAAAGCUCUUCCCGGAAACUUGGCUUUGGAAAUCACAAAAUGCGGUAGGAAAUGGUACCGUUGUUUUUGAGGACACUGUCCCCGACACCAUUACAUCUUGGAUUGCCACAGCUUUUGCAGUUCACCCAUCGACUGGUCUUGGUGUUUCAGAGUCGUCCGCAAAGCUAAACACAUUUAUGCCUUUCUUUGUGAGUCUUCAACUGCCCUACUCAGUGGUUAGAGGAGAGAAGGUUAUACUGCAAGCAAAUGUGUUCAAUUAUAGUCCAUUUCCUUUGUUUGCAUAUGUACUUCUGAAAAGAAAUCCAGAGUACGAAAACAUCCAUAUAACCUCGUGGUGGACAAGCACUUACUCAGCUGAUGUUGCCAGAUUCGUUAAGAUUAACCCUAACUCAGCCGCAGCAGUGUAUUUCCCUAUUAUCCCUAAAAAGAUCGGGAAAAUCAAGGUUCAAGCUCAUGCACAGUCACUAUAUGCAGCAGACGCCGUUGAAAAACAACUCUUAGUAAAGCCUGAGGGAACACCGCACGAGUACAAUAUUCCAACAUUGAUAAAUCUCAAGCAAACCCCAAACUUCAGCACCACCAUUCCCAUUUCAUUCCCUGUGGCAACUGUAAAAGGAUCUGAAAGAGUUCUCGUCACUGUAGUAGGCGAUCUAAUGGGACCUAGUAUAAAUGGCCUGGAUUCCCUACUUAAAAUGCCAUAUGGUUGUGGUGAACAAAACAUGCUUAAUUUCGCGCCGAACAUUUUUAUUACCGAAUACCUCACCACAACCAACAACUUGGACGAAGGAACAUUUCAAAAAGCAAAGAACUUUAUGAUAAAAGGUUAUCAACGUGAAUUGACAUACCAGCAUGAUGAUGGGUCCUUUAGUGCUUUUGGAAACAGUGAUAAAUCAGGAAGCAUGUGGCUGUCUGCAUUUGUUCUCAAGUCCUUCGUCCAGGCAAAGCCGUAUAUUUUUGUCGAUGAUGACGUCAUUAAGAAGACUGUUUCUUGGAUCCUUAAAUAUCAGAACAAGAACGGCUCAUUCCCGGAGCCCGGCCGUGUUCUUCACAAAGAAAUGCAGGGAGGCUCUACGGCUGGUGAACGGUCUCUAACAGCCUUUGUACUGGCAGCAUUACUGGAAGCUCGAGUGGUGGAGGGGGUCGAUGCUCAAAUAAACAAAAGUGUACAAUUAGCAAUGAAGUUCUUGGAGGAUCAGUUACCAUUGACCACGGAUUUAUAUGAAACUGCAAUAAUAGCAUAUGUCCUUACAUUGGGUGGAGGUCCUCGUGCCCAAGAAGCAUUGGAUAAACUCCAGGCCAUGAGUACAGUAGAGGGUGGAAUGAAAUACUGGAAGAAAGCUACAGCACCGACAAAUCCAGACCUCAAUCCAUGGGAGAAGGACAAGGGCAAAGCGUUGAAUAUUGAGCUAACUGCCUAUGCCCUACUGGCUCUUACGGCUGCAAAUAACCAAGACGAUAGCCUGCAGGUUCUAAAAUGGCUGACCAGCCAGCGUAAUCCAAAUGGUGGCUAUUCUUCGACACAAGACACGAUAGUUGCUCUGCAAGCUUUGGCAAAGACAGCUGCUAAAGUAUAUUCAAAAGACUUCAACGCAAAUAUCAUCGUAACUGGGCUAACUGGAUCAAAUCUGCGAGAACAGUUUACUGUAACCAAUGACAACGCACUGGUUUUACAGAGCCGAGAGCUUCCUACCGAUAUAUCUGAAGUGAACAUUGUUGCCAAUGGCACAGGACUGGCACUGGUAGAGGUGGCAGUGUUUUAUAACAUCGAUCGGGAUGACGAUAAACCGAGCUUUUAUUCAAAGAUCACAAUUCCAGAGGAAUCUAUAGAUCAUUUUGUGGUUGAAGUUUGUACCAGUUAUCUUAAGGAAGGUGCAGCUGGUAUGUCAGUGAUAGAGAUAGGCUACCCGUCAGGUUUCACUGCAGACAAAGCUGGAAUUAGUAAACAUAAAAUGCUCAAACGUAUUGAAGAUGGUGAUAAGAAAAUUAUUCUGUAUCUAGACGAGAUAGGGAAGAAAGAAAUGUGCUUCAGAGUACCAAUGGAGAGAUCAGACCUUGUUGCGGGAGCACAGCCAGUCCCAGUGAAAGUGUAUGAUUAUUAUGAGCCAACCGACCAAGUGACUUCGUUCUACGUCCCUGAAGCUAUUCGAAAGUCAGAUGUGUGUGGAGUCUGUAAAAAGGAGUGUGAUUUCUGUCAAGAAAAGCGUAGACCAUGGUGGAGACAAUAGGACUGUCACACAAGACGAUACCAAUAUUCCAAUCAGUAACUAGGACAACGUUAUAAUUGUGUUGUACCAGCAUGAAACAUUUAUGCCAAUUUAGAAAUAUGUGUUGAAGUGUUUAUAAGUACUAUGAAAAACUAAUAUGCAGAUAUUCCUGCACCGGUAAAGUGUUGAUUUUUAUCAAUUAUACCAAAUAAAUGUGUCACCAAUGACUACACAAGUUCCCAUGUAAUAAUUUAUGCGUCACAAAAUAAAUGGACGACAUCUUACCAUAUACUGAAGACGACAGCGUCGCCUCGGAUGUACUGACCACUUAAACAUUCUCCUCGUUUUUUGAGAAGUUGUUGAUAGGAGCCAUGGUCUUAGGUUUGGCUUUAUUUCCAUUACAGAAGUGAGUUUCCUUCAUAUUGGCUAAACCGUCGGUAAGCUUACAAUCUGAACUUAUUUGUGCCAUAUUUGCAUGGUUUGUAAAUGGUAUCUUUUUUUAACAUAUUAUUUUUUUACUUUUCAUUGUAUUUUGUUUUAUUUGUACUUUCUUUAUCGGAAUAUCAAUUUUGACGAAUACAAUAUGUUUAAUAGAAAACAUUUGUUUUAAAUACUACACUAUGCCAAUAAUAUUUCAAAUAUAAAAGAAUCUUAAUAAAUAUGUUGUUUUGCUUUAA
Mercenaria mercenaria is the source of this 5423-nucleotide messenger RNA. Its product is annotated as CD109 antigen-like. The record is from RefSeq and is a predicted model, not a curated record. NCBI's taxonomy places the organism in Eukaryota, Metazoa, Mollusca, Bivalvia, Venerida, Veneridae. The transcript has 37 exons. Gene Ontology annotation, cellular component: extracellular region. The coding region runs from base 232 to 4767 and encodes 1511 amino acids. Gene Ontology annotation, molecular function: endopeptidase inhibitor activity.